AUGGAUGAGUUGAAUGAAAGGUCCGAAGGUUUUGUGCAACUUGAGGAAGAAGAAGCGGCCAACACAAGGAAAGCAACAAUGGUCGCAGUGGGAGGAAAAACUAAGGUUGAGAUGCUGAUAGCAAAAGGAGAGUUCGCCAACUAUGUCCAAGGUUCGGCAAUGGAGCAAAACCGUCCUACUGAGCAAGAUCCAUUGGUCAUAUGCCUGUUGGUCACGGACUGUUUGGUUCGAAGAGUCCUGGUUGACCCAGGGAGCAGCGUGAACGUCAUAACGAAGGUGGCGUUCGAACGGUUGGGGAUAGAUUCAAAGAAGCUCAAGCCCACAGGGAAUCCGUUGUUAGGGUUUGAUGGAAAACGAGUGGAACCUAAUGGAGUGGUUGAGUUGCCUUUUUUUGCGGCAAAGAGAGAGUUGACGGAGAGCUUUGUUGUCGUGGACGUCCACCCCUCCUACAACCUCUUGAUAGGAAGAGGAUGGAUCCACCGAGUCCAAGGAGUCCCAUCCGCCCUGCAUCAACUUAUGAGGUGCUUGAGUCCGGAUGGGAGCGAAGUUAUUGAUAUUCAUGGCGAUCAAGUCGCAAUGAAGGAGUGUUAUUCUAUGACCCUCAAGGCCAGCGAGAAGGGCAAGGCCGUCGCCCGUCCUAUUGAUCCUUUAAGGCCAGAGAGAACGACAAAAGUAGGGUCUAAGCUCACCAGGGAAGAGAAGCAACUGCUGGUUGAGUUUUUAACAAAGAACGCAAACGUGUUUGCUUGGAGUCAUUUGAAUAUGCCAGGAGUCAGUCCUUCUGUGUCUUGUCACUCCCUCAACGUCUAUCCGAACGUCAGACCUAUAAGGCUAAGACAAAGGAGGUUUGCUCCAGAACGCAAUCAAAUCAUAGCUGAUAAGGUUGACAGAUUGCUGGAAGCAGGAUUCAUCAAGGAGGUUCACUACCCAUCUUGGCUUUCAAAUGUGGUGGUUGUCCAAAAGAAGAACGGGAAAUGGAGAGUUCGUAUUGAUUUCACCAAUCUAAACAAAGCUUGUCUGAAGGAUAGUUUCCCUUUACCAAAAAUUGAUCAAAUGGUGGAUGCAACCACUGGGUACGAACGGUUGACUUUUCUGGAUGCUUAUUCUGGUUACAACUAG
Cornus florida is the source of this 1119-nucleotide messenger RNA. RefSeq lists its product as uncharacterized. Bases 1 to 1119 code for a protein of 372 amino acids. The transcript is spliced from 4 exons. The record is from RefSeq and is a predicted model, not a curated record. NCBI's taxonomy places the organism in Eukaryota, Viridiplantae, Streptophyta, Magnoliopsida, Cornales, Cornaceae.